CUUGGGGCAAAUGGGGCGGGUACAGAGCACCGCCUAGGCCGCUGCGUUUGCGUUGCCCAUUUGCCCUUCUUAUCUGCUUGUCCAUUUCCAGCGGCUGGUCAGGCCAGGGUCCCCCCUCGCCCCAGCCUGCGUCUUAUCUAUCGCCCGCAGUGUAGCUGCCCUUCCGCGCGCUGUUAACUUCAUUUCCCACCGCGAGCUCCCUCCUCUUCUGUAGCACAUAGCCACAUACGCGCUUGCGCCGCCGUCUGUUCUCAGUGGUCACCUCCGGGAAGCCUGUCCUGCUGUCCCUGUCCACCCACCCCUCGGCCCAGAUGUCCGACGGCAACGAGUUCGCCGAGCUGCUGUGGGAGAACGGACUGGCGGUGGUGCAUGGGCGGCGAAAGCAGCCCCAGACAGCCUUCCCGCCUUUCAGCUGCGCCGGCGGCACCAGCAGCAGAGCCCAAGAAAAGCACCCCGGCGGCGACCCCGUGGCGCUGUUAAAGACGGGCGGCGUCUUUGGCGUCACGGGCAUGGCCCCAUCGGUUCACCACGAUUUCUCUUCCGGUCUAGGCGCCACCCAUGACAACGGCGAUCUUGACGACACUGUGCCAUGGAUCCACUACCCCAUCAUCGACGACGACAACGCUGCGCCUGCCUUGGAAGCCGACUACAGCCAGGAUUUCUUCUCGGAGUUCCAGGCAGCGGCAGCCGCGGCGACGAACCUCAGCUCUCUGCCACCUUCUAACCACAACGCCGUCAACAGCAGAAGUACCCCGGUUGCCACCAGCGGCAAAGAACCAGAACCCUCAAAGGGAAGCCACCGCAUGUCAACUCCCACCACCAGGCCCGAGCCACAGGCGGAGUUUGCGACCGCCAAGGAGCCUCGACCGGGCGAGGGCGACGGCGGAGAAGGCUUGAUGAACUUCUCCCUCUUCUCUCGGCCGGCAGCCAUGGCGCGGGCAAGCCUGCAGAGCGCGCAGAGGCCACGACAAGGCAUAAACAAGGUGUCCAACGUCACUGCAACUACAGGCACCCACGUGGAGUCCACGGUUGUCCAGGCGACCAGCGGGCCAAGAACCGCCCCUGUGUUCACGGACCAAAGGACGGCGUGGCCUCAGCCAAAAGAGGUGCGGUUCGCAUGCGCAGCUGCGCCGACGGCCGCAGCUGGAAACCUGCAGCAAGAGAUGCCUUGUGACAGGGCUGGCAACAACAUAACUCUACAGAAGAAGGUUGAGGCGUGGAAGGCGCCUGAGGCUGCAGUCGCGACUUCGUCGGUCUGCUCCGCCAAUGAUGCUGGAAUUGGAAAUGAUGAGUCCUGGCGCCAACAGAAGAGGAAAAGCCAAGCUGAGUGUUCUGUUAGUCAAGAUGAUGAUCUUGAAGAUGAGUCCUGUGGGUUGAUAAGAUCUUCCAGCAGAGGCACGAAGCGCAGGCGCACAACCGAGGUGCACAAUUUAUCAGAAAGGAGGAGAAGGGACAGGAUCAAUGAAAAAAUGCGUGCACUGCAAGAGCUCAUUCCCAACUGCAACAAGAUUGACAAAGCCUCGAUGCUGGAUGAAGCUAUAGAGUACCUCAAAACCCUUCAACUUCAAGUUCAGCAGAUGAUGUAUAUGGGAAGUGGGUUGUGCAUUCCUCCAAUGCUGCUACCACCAACCAUGCAGCACCUGCAAAUGCCUCCAAUGGCUCAUUUCCCUCAUCUCGGCAUGGGAUUGGGGUACGGGGUGGGUGUCUUCGACAUGAACAGCACCGCAGGGGUUCCACUUCAGCCCAUGCCUGGUGCUCAUUUUCCUUGCUCGAUGAUCCCAGGCGCGGCACAGCAAGGUUUUGGAAUACCUGGCAGAAACACGUUGCCGAUGUUUGGAGUUUCCAGGCAAGCAAUUCAUCCGUCAGUGUCUAGUGUACAACCCUUUUCAUGUUUGGCUGGUCUUCCUGUUAGGCCAAACCAGGCCCCUCAAGUCUCUGCCACUAUGGCUAACAUGGUUCAGGAGCAACAGCAAGCCAUGGCAUAUCAACAGCAGCAAAGUCUGAACAACGAAGCUAGUCAGGGAGCAACUACAGGAGGUCCACAAUUACAAACCAUCCUUCAGGUUGAGAACCAGCAAUUCAGUGUGCCCCCUUCGGCACAAACAGAAAGCAGUCAAUUUUUGGAUGGUGGCAGCAACAGGACUAAUACUACAGGGAGAAAUGUGGCUGAAACAUAAGCAACGGCCCGUAUAACUGUAAGUUCCGACUAACAAAGCUCCCGAUGUGAAAAUUAGCAAUUCAUACCGGGAGAACUUACCGAGUUUCAAGAUCCACAGAUUUAUCACUUAAGGAGUACUUUAUUCAAGCGAGAGAGCAUCAGUUGCAAGAUGUGCUUGCUUUAGCCAGCCAAGGUGCUCCAAAAUUUUGUGUGAAAAUGUAGAUGGUAGGUGCUACAUGGUUACAAGCUAUAAUUCCUGACAGCCAGUUUUGCUUGAGUAGUUUUUUGCUCCGCUGAAGUCUUCUUGAACCAAUAUAUGUUGUUCUCCCAGUUAUAUUCUGAGAUCCACAUGAGUAAUUGAUAAUGAGCUAACAAUGGUUCACCGUUGUUUAGACUCAUGAAUCAGUUUUUCA
This is a messenger RNA of Phragmites australis (common reed), 2571 nucleotides long. Its product is annotated as transcription factor PHYTOCHROME INTERACTING FACTOR-LIKE 15-like. Lineage: Eukaryota; Viridiplantae; Streptophyta; Magnoliopsida; Poales; Poaceae. The transcript has 8 exons. Gene Ontology annotation, molecular function: protein dimerization activity; DNA-binding transcription factor activity. The record is from RefSeq and is a predicted model, not a curated record. Gene Ontology annotation, biological process: regulation of DNA-templated transcription. Bases 312 to 2177 code for a protein of 621 amino acids.